This is a messenger RNA of Brassica rapa (field mustard), 4078 nucleotides long. Its product is annotated as dehydration-responsive element-binding protein 2F. Gene Ontology annotation, biological process: response to stress; positive regulation of DNA-templated transcription. NCBI's taxonomy places the organism in Eukaryota, Viridiplantae, Streptophyta, Magnoliopsida, Brassicales, Brassicaceae. The record is from RefSeq and is a predicted model, not a curated record. Gene Ontology annotation, molecular function: DNA-binding transcription factor activity; transcription cis-regulatory region binding. Gene Ontology annotation, cellular component: nucleus.
UAAUAUUUUAAUAAAAAAAAGUUAUUUUAAUAAAAAUUAUACUUUUAUGAAUGCUUAAAUUAUAUUAAGAAAAGAAAAAAAAUAAUAAUUAAGAAUAGUUGAAAAAAAUUUAUUUGAACUUAGACUCAAUGGCCCAAGGGAAAAAAAAUGUGAGAAUUAGAUCUGAUUUCUUAAUCGGCCCAAAUGGUCCAAGAGAUAUCUGAUGUGGGCUGGAUCCAAAAAAAUGACCCAAUAUAGAUGUGUUAUUAAUAUUAUUUGAUUGUCCUUAAUGAAACAUGUAAUGGUUAUAAAGAAAAUGGUAGACUAAGGUAAAAGAAUAAUAAGAUCAUGCUUUAAUAGUAUAGAUUGUAAGUUCUAUGUUGAAAUGACUACGUUAAAUUGAGGUGUGAUAAUUACUGUCCGAGAUGUGGAGAAGUAGAGGAAACAGUAAUCCAUGUCAUUUUUGAAUGUCCACCAGCUCUCCAAGUUUGGUCAUUAUCGUCCACUCCGACAAGCCCAUAUAUAUUUCCCGUAUCAAGUGUCUACACGAAUAUGGACUUUCUGUUUUGGAGGAAGAAUAGCAUUAUUGAGCCAGAACUCGACAGAGAUCCUUAUCCCUGGAUAAUAUGGUAUAUUUGGAAGGCUAGGAAUGAAAAACUUUUUAGGGGUAUAGAUAGAGAUCCUUUGGAACUAGUUCGACAUGCAGAAAGUGAAUGCAAAGCCUGGUUUGAUGCUAACGAACUGGUGCAACCAGUGGUACAAGAUAAUAACCCGGUGGCAACCCAAGUCAUAAGCUUGGGUAAUAUCUGCUUAUUAGAUGGAUCUUGGACAUCUUCUGCUCAAUUCAAUGGAUGCGGAUGGGUAUGGAUGGACAGUAAUGAGAACAUUCAACUUAUGGGAACAAGGAAUGUCACUCGACGCGAAUCAGCCUUGCAUUCGGAAGUAGAAGCACUGCAAUGGGCGAUGGAGAAUAUGCUUCAACACUCAACAUGUCAGAGCUUUGGAACGGAUUGUAAGGAGCUGAUUGCAAUGAUAAAGGACCCUCAGGCGUGGUCAAGUUUUGCGACGGAGUUGGAGAGGAUAGAGACGUUACAGAUAUGCUUCCCGGACUUCAGCAUCAUUCAUGUUCCACGAACGCGAAACCAGAUUUCAGACAUUUUAGGUAAGACUGCAAGAUCUUUCCAUAGGGAGUUGAGUAAUAGAAUUGCCUUUCAAUGUCAAAAAAAAAAAAAGACUACGUUAAAUACUUUCAAGUUUCAUUAAUAGAAUGCUUUCGAAAUUUACAUUAAUAAAGAACUUAAACAUAACAUAUUCAACAGAUACAAUUAUAUAAAUUGUUUGUAGAGUGGGUUAAUACAGUGAAACUGGAUUACAACUAAAGUACUUGCUACGUAGACCAAUUAUUAGUGAUGAUGAUUCGCAUAGUCGAGAAUGAGCAUACGUAAUAGGUAAUGUAUUAUUUUAUUGAAACAAUUAUUCUACUUUUAUGUAUAAUCACUUUUUAAUAAGUAAAUGGAUGUCAAUGAGCAACGUGGUGAUUAGAUGUGAACGUAAGGGAGCAAUGAGCAUGGGAUAAAGAUGAAGGGAGCGGCGCAUAAAUCUGAAAAUCUAUAAAUCACUUAACAAGACUUCAUACUCAGGAUCGAACACAUGAUUCUUAUGUGUGUGUGGCUCGUGACUUUGCCUCUCUUUUCUUAUGUCCCUCCAAUUCUCCUCCUAAAGAAGACAACCAAAAUGAUAAAAUGAUAAAAUGAAAAAAUUAUUAAACCCAAAAGCUCUAAAGUGUCUCAAGAAAAGAAUCAUUUAAACACCUUUUCAUUUGUCUCACUAGAUAUCGCUCUAGCUCUUUCACAUAUUAGAGCUAAGCAAGCAUAUAACCUAAUUAAAACCAAUUUUUUUAAAGAAAAUCACGAGAAAAAUAAUAAAGAAAAUUAAAGAUAAAGAGGUCAAUAUCAAUCAAAACUUCUUUUGAUUAAUGUAAAUCAAUUAUUUAAUAAACCUUAACUAUUACGCGACUUAAAUCACUGCGACAUAACAAAACCAUAUUAAUUUUUUUUCAACCAAAACCAAAUUAAUUUUAACGAUUCAGUAAGUACAUCAUGCUUUCACUAUUAAACAAAACUAUAUCAAUCACAACAAAAUUAAAUAACAAAAAACAUAAUUAAUCAACAUUAAUUUUCAUAUAAUUAUUUUUAUUAAUUUUUGUCAAAGUGAAUGCAACCAAUCAAAUUUUGUUGACACUUGUGUCUUGUUUUCAUUUUUUAUAAUCUGAGCAGUUUAUUAUUUCAUACCAAACACAAAAGAAUUAAAAUUCUAUUAAAUUUACGUAUUAAAAUUCAUCUUUAUCAAGAUAUGAAACAAAUAAAAUUUUAUUAAAAUUACGCCAAACUUUGACUGAACUGCAAAAAAACAAACUUAAGUUCCAAAUGGUAAGAGAUUUCUUUGAAAAUGUGAAUGCAAAUCGAGCCGAAAUUGCAGAAUAUACAGAGUCGUCUCUAAAUCUAAUGAUGCACAAACUUUAUCGUUAUAUCUCUUAAUGGAAGGGACAUGUGUGAAGCCUUCUCAUCAAAAGUGGAUCAUACGAUUGGCAUUACGACUGUCUUGAAAUGUAGGGGACAUCUACAGCUACAACUAGCGAUCCUUCUUGUUAUAGUUUUAGCCUUUGGUAGUAAAUACGAAGUUGAGAUGAAAUGGUUAAAACUUAUUAUAAAAAAAAAAAGAACUAGUUUCCGACAAAAUAAGAAAAUUUUAUUCGUUCUGAAAAAAUAACAGAUGAGGAGAAAGCAACGGUCACAUGCGCGGGUGAAAAAAAAAGCAAUUCUCUUAGAAGUGAAGAGAACCGUGACAAUAUUUAAACACUCAUUCUUCUCUAAGUUCCCCCAUUAUCAUCAUCACAUCCCUCUCUUCUUCACUACAACACACAAAAAUGGAGAAACCAUCCUCAAUGAAACAAUGGAAGAAAGGUCCAGCUCGUGGCAAAGGCGGUCCACAAAACGCUCUUUGCCGUUACCGUGGAGUCAGGCAAAGAACAUGGGGCAAAUGGGUGGCUGAGAUCAGAGAGCCCAAGAAGAGAGCAAGACUCUGGCUCGGCUCUUUCGCUACAGCUGAAGAAGCAGCCAUGGCCUAUGACGAAGCCGCGCUGAAACUAUAUGGUCCUGAAGCUUAUCUCAACUUACCUCAUCUUCAGCAGCGGAAACAACAAGGACCUCCUCUGAACAACACUCAGAGGUUUAAAUGGGUUCCUUCAAAGAAGUUCAUCUCUAUGUUUCCUUCUCGCGGUUUGCUGAAUGUGAAUGCUCAGCCUAGUGUUCAAGUUAUCCAGCAAAGACUUGAUGAGCUCAAGAGAAACGGGCUUUUAUCUCAGUCCUAUUCUUCUAGCUCUUCCUCCACCGAGUCGAAAAGCCUUCUUGAUGAAAAGACCAGCAAGGACACGGUGCUGGAAGGUGAUGGUGAUAAGGAGAAACCAGAGAUUGACCUGACCGAGUUUCUUCAGCAGAUGGGGAUCUUGAAGGAUAAGAGUCAACCAGAAGCAAGCCAAGUAGCAGAGUCUCAUCCCACCCCGCCGUGGAACGAGCAAGAAGAAGGUGGAAGUCCUUUCACAGCUCAGAGUUUAAGCUGGGAGACGAUGAUUGAGAUGCCGGGAAGUGAAACCUCAGCUAUGCAGUUCGAUUUUGAUUUUGAGGACGAUGAUCUAGGUUUCUCUUCUAUCUGGAACUUCUGUGGAAGCUUAGAUGAGUGAAAAGCUACUUACUAUCAUAUUCAGAAGUACACAUAUGGAGUUAGGUCUAGUGUUAGUGUGUUUUGGAAUAGUGUAGCUGCAUGGGUAGAAACUAGAAAGUGAUAUGCUGAGAGUGCAGUCUGUGCAGCAAUAAAAAUGAGUCAGUGUACUUCUGAAUAUGAAAUGAGUUGUUCUGUUUUUCUUUUUUUGGUAUAUUAAUUUAAGCCUGUUCUUCUUUUUUUCAUGCAAGAGUUGAAAAGGUAGUGAAAGUCACAGUCCUAAAAGAAUGUUAGAUGCUUUGUGCAAGUAACCAUGCAUAAGCUUUACCUACCCUGGUGAACAAACUAUAAUAUCAUGGUGGUAUGAUCAGAUUUUAUCUGU